Molecule: messenger RNA, 1004 nt
Organism: Styela clava
Lineage: Eukaryota; Metazoa; Chordata; Ascidiacea; Stolidobranchia; Styelidae
Biological process (GO): mitochondrial electron transport, cytochrome c to oxygen
Cellular component (GO): respiratory chain complex IV; mitochondrial envelope
Source: RefSeq, a predicted model, not a curated record
UUAUAUUCACUUUGGUCUUUGGGUCACAGUCACCCUGGUGCCGACUGCUCGCUUAUUACGGUUUGAUAUUCGAUAGGAUGGCUAUGCUUCGUGUUGCAUAUGCCACAGUUUUUCGUAGUAGAGUUUCAUUAUUUACUCAACCACCUGUUUUUAACUUUUCUCAACAACAAUCAUGGAUUCAUUUAAAUAAAAGUGUUCAGCAAAAAUUUGAAGAAUUUGAAUCAGAAGAAAGAAUUGAUAAACUCGAAAUCAAACAGAUUAAAAAUAAGGGGCAAAGCCCAGAAGAUCCAAUUCUUGUUGCAUCUCCAACAGAAAAAUGCAUUGUGGGAUGUACCUGCUCACCUGAUGCUUGUACAGUGAACUGGUUUUAUGUUAAUGAAGGCGAUCCUCAAACCUGUGAUUGUGGAUAUUUUUUCAAACUAGUAAAAGUUGAUCCAAAAGUUGAAGCAGUUCCUGAAUAUUCACGAAUUAUGUAUGUUGAUGAUAAAAAAGAUGACCUUCGAAGUCAAGACAGAGGACCAUCAUUUUUGAAAAGAAUAUUUUCUAAAACUUCAAAAAAUGUUUCACCACCCGCGUCAAUGUCUUCUAUAAAGAACAAACAAAAUUUGUAACCCCUUCCCUCUAAUAAUAAAUUUCUUCAUAGUAAGCACAUUAAUUUUCGCGCACAUAAACAGGGAUGUCCAAAGCGAAUCAAAUAGUUGCUUUGGAAUAAUUUUGAGUUUAAUAUGAAUCUUUUUUUUUGCUCUUAGUUCGUUUUCAGUUUGGCAUUGCAUUGAGUUGACAAAAAUUGUUUACUGAUUACAUCGGAGCUUAUAUUAAGUCUCCAAAAAAUAGUAAUUAUUCAUUGAAUUUAUCACUGAAUAAGUAUCUAAAUAGGGAAUGAAAAGUACGAGUAUUCCAGCUCCUGUAUCUUACAGAUAUUGGGUAGCCAAAUAUUUUUGUAUCAGAUAUAAUAUAGCAUACGUUACUCUAUUUACCGCAGAAUAACGCACUGUUAUUAUUGG